GUGAUUGAGGCUCUUCGCGUAGAAAGAGCGGGGAGGGCUGUCUUCCAAUUGGGAAUUUUGAAUAUGUGAGUGCAACAUCUCAGUUGCCGAAACCGAAGUUGAUUUUUUCAAUAAUAUGCACAGGUGAACGUCAAAGAAGUGCAUACGGUCGAGUUAUUGUGGCCACAUGGCUGGCCUGCUGUGUAGCUGCCAUGUCCGAAACUGUGGCUUCAGCCCGGGUUCCCGACACAAAAGAUGAUGAACGAUUGGCAGCAUGCUUUAACUGCAAACGUUCAAAGCUAAAGUGCGUGAGAACAAACGGAUCUGCGACAUGUACUCGAUGCAAACAGCGACGCAUAGAUUGCGCAGCUCCAGCGUAUCAUGUAGGUCGGCACAAAGGUGUUAAAAACAAACAUACUGGCCUUGAGAAGGCGGUACAUCAAAUUGAGCAAGCAUUGAAGAGGACAAGCUCUGUUGGGGAACAGAUCGCAAAUCAAGAUCAGGCCAACGAAUUGCGCUACCUUCUGGAGCGGAGCCGUGAGCUUUUGGGAAAUCGUAAUGCCCUCGAUGAAUACGCGGCAGGGAAGUCCGAUGACCAGGAUCAGAGGUCAUCACCAAACCGAACAUCAGUGUCGGUAGACACACCUCCACAAGCACUUGGAAGGGAUGAUGCAUCACUGCAGCGAGGAGACGGCGAUCAGCUCAGCUUAGACGACGCAGAAAACCCGUUGCAAUUGCUGGCGCGAACUUCCGAACUCCUUUCAGCUAUCAAUCCCCGUGCUUCCAACGGUCCACCUGGCUACACUGGCCACAAAAUAGGUCAUCGAAGUGACUUCGAUCUUCAAAGAUUCUUUGGGCCAUAUCAGCCACGGUUGGACAUUGGGGAGGACCUUGAUCCCAUUGAACUUGGCUUAGUCACUCUUGCCGAAGCUGAAGCACUCUUUUCAUAUUUUUACGAUAAACUUGCUCACACGAGAUGGGGUAUCGACCCAGUGAUACAUACGGUCAAUUUCGUUCGUAGUCGUUCAGCAUUUUUGCUCACCUCUAUCGCCGCUGCUUCAGCACUUUUCUCCCCAUCACUAGAAUCUCUAUAUAAGCGGUUAUCAAAUCAUCGGCAAAAGCUCGCGAGUAUUAUAAUGUCAAAGCGCUACAAAUCUGUCGAAAUUGUCCUGGCUUUCAUGGUCAACAUACCCUGGGUCUCAGCUGGAGAGCAUUGGGCGGACGACGAAACCUCAACUUGGUUGUCUAUGGCUCUCACCAUCGCGUUAGAUCUGUCACUUAACAAAAUCAUCUUGCCAGCCUCAUUUGAACCACAAACACCAAGGGACGGAGUUGCUACCGCCGACUGCCUAGAUGCAAGAAAAGCCUUGUCACUUGAUGGCUUUAGCGACCUCGAUCCUAUGUCUUUGAGUGCGAGACGACUCCUGAGGCGGAGAGAGCGGACAUGGUUAUCACUUUUCGUCUUGGAAAGAGGUGUAUGUUUAGCGAGAGGCAGAGAUUAUGCUUUACCCAUGUCUCCACUAAUUGAGAGCUGUGAUCAAUGGCACUUGUCUGAAUUAGCAGAUAGAUGGGAUGGUUCAAUAGUGUCGGUCGCAGUGCUACGAAGAGAUCUGGCCAAUCUGAUCAAUCGAGUACGGGGUAUCUGCGAUGGUUACGUAGACAACAAUGAUAGCGAAACCGCUGUCGUCGACAAGUUGAAAGAGGAAAUUAACAUGUUCUUUGACCGGUGGUAUCAAACUUGGCCGCUGCAGAUUGGUGACCGGGAGCAACUUGCACUGCCACCUUAUGUUGAAAUUCUUGCUUCACACACUCGGCUCUCCAUGUACAGCAGCGUGAUCAAUCAUCUCACAGCUCCAGUCGCUGCUCGCCAUUUCUUUCGUGCUGCUGGGCUGUCUUCUGCACUGAACGUGCUGCGGGUAGCUGUGCAGGGCGAAAGCCAACUAAAAUCCAUGCCAAACAACACGGCCAUUAUGAUAUCCUGUGCUGCAUGUUUCGCGCUGAGAGUUGGAACAGUGGCCGACGCUCAUGGAUCGAGCUUGGCGCCAAGUAUACGGACACUAAUUGCGGAAACAACCGAUGUCCUGGAACGCAUCGGAUCAACGCCAAUACAACGCAAAGGACUAUCUUGUCUCUUUGCGAGGCAAUUGAGGCAGAUUCUUAAACUAGCUUCUCGGGCUUCUGAAAAUGCUCGGAGUCAUGCCGAGCCUAGUAGAGAGCCUACAACAGCACUGGUGUUUUCUGAGAUGCCUCAGGGUAAUAUUCAUCAUAACAUGUCUGUGGAGAUGGCACCUACAAAUAUGGCUUCGGUACCGGAUUUCCCCUUAUUUUCGACCAUGUCGAAUGUCCAACUGGACGAGGCUAUCAACAAUACAGACGUUGGUCUGGAAUCAAUAUGGGAAGACUUCCAGUUUCAAAAUGCGACAGAUUUGGACUGGAUGGACUGGUCGACCUUCGCUUAAAGAGACACAUUAACUGAGAAAGUAAUCCUGAAAGAAGAGAAUCAUACAUGUCUGGCUUUCGUGUUAGGAACCGCUAGGCGAAUCACUUACAUGGCGCUCGGUGUGCAACAUGGCUGGCGGCAUCGUCAAAAUGUGUGGUAUCACCGUAAUCUGUAUUGAUUAUAAGAUUAUAGCUAGUUGCUUCGUAAUACAUGGCUGU
Messenger RNA from Truncatella angustata, 2637 nucleotides. RefSeq lists its product as uncharacterized. The transcript is spliced from 8 exons. Gene Ontology annotation, molecular function: transcription cis-regulatory region binding; DNA-binding transcription factor activity, RNA polymerase II-specific; zinc ion binding. The record is from RefSeq and is a predicted model, not a curated record. Gene Ontology annotation, biological process: regulation of DNA-templated transcription. Gene Ontology annotation, cellular component: nucleus. The coding region runs from base 192 to 2438 and encodes 748 amino acids. NCBI's taxonomy places the organism in Eukaryota, Fungi, Ascomycota, Sordariomycetes, Amphisphaeriales, Sporocadaceae.